Molecule: messenger RNA, 1478 nt
Organism: Cladocopium goreaui
Lineage: Eukaryota; Dinophyceae; Suessiales; Symbiodiniaceae
Source: the annotation of a GenBank genome assembly
UUGACCUUUGUCGCUUGAUGAGAGCCCUGCGGCUGGCUUCGAAGCCUUUGGCCAAGUCGCCUUUUCUUCGUGCGAUGGCCAGCGCCAGUGUUCCAACCUGGGACCGCGCUCUGGGCCUACUGAUCCUACUGGUCUGCGCGCGCGUCGCCAUGGGCGGUGCCUCUGAAGUGGAUGCUGCGGUGGCAGCAGCGCGCUCGGCCUUUCCAAAAUGGGCUGAGAAGCCUCUGGACGAGAGAAAGGCUGUGCUGCAAAAGGUCCUGGAACGAUGGCAAGAGAAGAAGGCGGCUGCUACAGAGUGGUUGAUCAAAGAGUUGGGCUGCAACGUGAACUUCGCUUCCAAAGUGCAGGUCAAUAUGGUAGACAUGCACUUGGGCUCCUGCUUAAAAAUGGUCGAUCUCAUCAAGUUUGAGGAGAAGAUGUCUUUGGGAAGCUUGGUCGUAAAGGAGCCCAUUGGAGUGGUUGGCUGCAUCACACCAUGGAACUAUCCACUGAACCAGAUCGCUUGCAAAGUCUUUCCGGCCAUGCUGGUUGGCUGUACAGUGGUGGUGAAACCCAGCGAGGUCACCCCUGUUGUGGCAUACAUCCUGACCGAGGCGAUCCAUGAGGCAGGAGUACCUCCGGGUGUGUACAACAUGGUCAUGGGCGAUGGUCCGAAUUGUGGAGAGGUCAUAGCGGCACACCCGGACGUGGACCUGGUAAGCUUCACCGGUUCCACACGCGCUGGGCGAAGGAUUUCGGAGGUGGCAGCCAAAACCUUGAAAGGGGUCCGAACGGAGCUUGGUGGUAAGAGUGCAGCAUUGUUGCUUGAGGAUGCAGAUUUCAAGAAGCUUGUGCCAAAGUUUGUGAUGCACCUCAUGUCAAACAGCGGGCAAUCCUGCAACGCCUUGAGCCGCAUGCUGGUUCCAACCAGCCGUCAUGCCGAAGCGAUUGAAAUUGCCAAGAAGGUGGUCGAGGGCGUCAAAGUCGGAAAAUCGGCAGACUCCAAGGCAAGCAUUGGCCCCCUCGCAUCUCAAGCGCAGUGGGAAAGAGUUCAAGGCUACAUCCAGACGGGCAUCAAGGAAGGUGCCAAUCUGGUCGCUGGUGGUCCUGGGAGACCUGAAGGCCUUGAGGAGGGAUUCUUUGUCAAACCCACGAUUUUCGCAGAUGUGGAUAACAAGAUGACCAUUGCGCAAGAAGAGAUCUUUGGACCAGUCCUCUCCAUCAUUCCCUACAACUCUGAAGAGGAAGCCAUUCGCAUCGCGAACGAUACUGUCUAUGGCCUGAACAACGCAGUAGGCAGUGCCUCUCCCGAGCGAGCGAUGCAAGUGGCUCGAAAACUCCGCUCGGGGAUGGUCAUGAUCAACGACACCACUGUCCUUCCAGAUGCACCUUUUGGUGGCUACAAGCAGAGUGGAAAUGCUCGUGAGUGGGGCACCAUGGGAAUCGAAGAAUAUUUGGUCACCAAGACCAUGGCUGGCAAGCCAAAGUCCAACUUGUAG